GAGAAGAGAAAUGUUACACUACACUUUCAUAGGAAGAAGCCACACAGCAGAGAGAGAAUAGAAGAGAGAGAGAAGAGAGAGAGGAGAAGAAGCUCAGCCGAUCGCCGCCGUGAAAGGUGAAAUUCCGGCGACGCGCCGCCGUGAAUUGGAAGAUAUUUCUCGGCGAGGUUGAUUACAUGAGAGAAGAAGUAAGCUCAUGGAGAGAACUAGAGAAUCGAAGAGAUCAGCCAUGGCGUCUUCCACCGCCGCCGGCAACGGUUUCCACAGACGCAGUAGGCAUCGAACCAUCGCUCUCAGGGAGUCCUCAGUGGUUUUACUGUUCGUUUUUCGCAGAGGAAGGUGUGAACAAGAGAGGGAGGAGCAAGAGAUUGAGAAGCUCUCAGUCGCGCAGGGAGGAAGGCGACGAGCACAGCACCGAAGAGAGCGUCGGAAACGAGCAGGACGACGACAUAGUACAGCAAGACGCCGGAGCUACUGCGACAGGUUCCGUCAAUACGACGUCGUCGUUCGCCGCCUCCGAUCAAAUUCUUCGCCGGAGCUACGUUCCGCCGCCGACGCUAAAGGUCACGGACGAGAUGAUCGGCGUCGCGGUUCCGAGGAAAGCUCGUUCAGCAUCUGUGAAAAGAUCGAACGAAAAUUGUGUCUCUGCAAGUGGCGGCGGCGGCGACCGGAAUUUCCGGCAACAGUCGAAUUCUCCGGUUGAGCCGGCAUCUCCUUCUUCUUCGAGUGUUUCUGUGAAGAAAAAGAUGAAAGCGAUUGGUGAUUCUUCUGAGACAUUGAAAUCGCAAUCAUCAGAUAUUGAGAUUGAAAUAGCUGAGCUUCUUUACGGUUUGAGGACUUCCAAGAAAAACGACACGUCGUCUUCUAAGGAUGCUGAUAAAAAGAAAGUGGAGGAGUGCAACAGUUCUCAUGCUUUAGUACCUUGUAAUUCAACAACAGCAGAGUUGGUUAGUGUUCAAACUGAGCAAUCUGCAAGUGUUCAUUGUCACGGUGGUAAUGCAGUUGUUAACGAAAGUGGAUCAUCAGAGGCUCCAAAUGAUGUCAUAGGGGAAGAUAAGAAUUCAGGUGCCGAAUGUGGUGUUUUCACUGAUGGAAGAUCAGCCUCCCCUGUGAGGGAAAAGCCGAAGUGGCUCACCGAGCUGGAUGUUGAGAAACAGAAUUCAGCUUCAACUAAAGUGGUACCUACUGUUCCGGGGACCAGUGGCCAAAGAGUAGGCAAGUUUGAGAUUGAUCUGAUGGCUCCUCCUCCUGUGAUGCCAUCCCCUGAAGAUGACUUAUCAAAGGGUGAUGUCAUACCAGAGACUAAACCUUGGGCACUGAAUUUGGAAAAGAAGAGAGAAGAUAGCAGUGCGAAGGUUGAAGACAUGGAAAAAACAUUUAAGAGAGAAAAAACUGCAGAUGAAACAGAAGAGGCAAAAAAGGUCACACUUAGAGAAAGAUGUGAUGUGCUAAAACAUGAUUUGGAGAAACCAAACAAUGUUAAUGAUACAAGUCCAAGCAUUAAGUUAGAAGAGCAGAAUAGUAAUAAGGAACAAUAUACUAGAUUAUCAAAUCCCAAAGUUGAGAAAACUGCUCAAUAUAGCUCAAUGCCUCUAUCAACUGCUGGAUCGGGUCAUCCAAACAGUCUCUCUUCCGUUGGAUGCACAAUGCCUUCAGAGACAGUUUUUAAGAUGGACAAAGCCACAGGAUCAUCGACAAAGUUUGAGCAUGUGAAGGAAGUUCCUUCUCAGCCACAACCAAAGAGAUGUGCAACCCAUCAUUACAUUGCUCGUAACAUCUUCUUACACCAGCAGUUCACAAAAAUGAACGCCCUUUUGGCACCAUCUAUUGGCUCUGCUUCGCUGUGUGGCACAAAGCCCAACAAUCCCUCGGCAGAAAGUUUGGUUAUUGGGAAGCAAUCUCAGAAACACCAUGCAGUACAGGGGAAAGGGUCAUCUGCCACAAGUGAUUCUAGUCUUACGGCAGUUAAAAAUUCUAAUAAUGCCAAUCCAACGGAUUCAACACAAAGGAUGCAGCUCGUGCUCCAGCAAGGUUCACGUCCUGGCUCAACUAGCAAUCUAGUGCAUGCUCCUGCUUAUUUACUUCCUCCGGGUCAGCAUCAAGCAUCAGUAGCAGCAGCUACAAGUCAGGCAGGUUUAAAUUCCACCACCGGUGCUUUGUCAUAUAAUAAGUCCCAUAGUUCAGGUGCCAGAUCUCUUGCUACCUCUUCAACUUUGCCAGCAGUAGCAGCUUCAAUGAGCUUUAGCUACCCAAAUUUUUCAACCAGUGAUACUCCGUAUGUGACAAUAGUUCAAAAUAAUGGUUACUCAUUCCCGUUUUCGACCUCAUUGGCUGGGGCUAAUGCAGCAAUCAGAGGCGCAAACCCUGCACAGGCACCACAAAUACUCAAUGGGACUUGCUACCCUUCUCAAUCAAUUCAUCCUCCUCAGCAUCCACAACAGCACCCUCAUUCACAAGUACUGGUUCCACCAAGUUAUCCCAAUCCAAGCACAUCGAGCAGUUCAUCAUCAUAUAAGCAGUCACAGGGUGCACAGUUUAAUGGCAAUAGCAUUUUGACCUCUCCACCUAUGCAAUCACAACAGUCACAAAAGCAACACGCCUCGCUGUCCCACCAUCUCAAGCAUGAAACUGAGGUUAACAGAGACAAUGCCUCAUCUGUUGUGAAUCGAAAAUCUUACCCACAGAAGAACGUGCAUGGACACAACUUCACAAUUCCAGCUCAGCCAGUGAACUUAUCUUUCCGGCCAUCUGUAAUUUCAGACAAUGUCGGUGGAAACAGCCGGAAUAUCAGUGACAAGCAACAACAGCAACAGGCUUCUAAAGGCGGAGUGGAGACUACACCAUCUCAAGCAUUUGCAAUAUCAUUUGGUGCAUAUAAUGGGACAAACGUUCCUUCAAACCUUAACUUCUCAGCUGUGGGACAGAACCCCAUGAUAUUUCAUAGCCUGCCUGAUAUUUCAUGGCAAGGAUAUCAAGCUGCAAGUACACCUCAUUCUACUCAGCAAAGGCCUUAUUCAAUAACUGAAGGGAAGAGUGGAGGUAGUUCUUCCCAUCAAGAAGAUGAGAAGAAAAUCACUCAUGGAAAAUCAUCAACCAAUUAUGGACCAACAACUCUUGUUUUUGAUAAUUCAUCAAAGAAUGUUAACUUUAUGUUUUCUCCUUCAAACGGAAACUGGCCUAAUUGCACUGUUGCUUCAAGUUCAGUAACAAGUGUGUCUUCAACUGCAAUAACAAGUGCGCCUCUUUCUAGUAAUGCCUCAAGUUCUCAAGAGCCAUCAUUGCUUCAUCUUCAGAAGCAGUAUGGUAUUCAACAGUCACAGCAGCAGCCUGCUAUGGCUACUUGGUAUAAAGCACCAUCCACCAAUAUCAAUUCGGCUACAAAGUUUGCCAAUGAUAUCCCUGUUUUCACACAAACUCAAAGCAAAAGUUCUACCCAAGCUUCUAACUCUAGGAGCUCAGGAAGAACCAUGGAUUCUCAUCUUCAUCAUGCACCUGUUAUAACAUCUAAUGCUCCAAACCUCAAAAGUUAUUCUCAGGAGCAAGGAAGAAUUUCACAGGGUCGUAUGCAAAUUUCAUUUGGGGGAGAUUACACAACCCCCCUGCCACCGCAAGGGCAACUAAUCAGUAACAACCGACCUGUGUCUACAACAGUUGCAGGCACUCCACCUAAUGGGGGCAAUUUGAUGCCAAAUCCAGAGGGAAGGAAAGUUAGUUCAUCGAUGAACACUUCAUCAGUGAACACUCAAUCGCAACAAACUGAUAAUUCUUCUGCUGGGAGUGGUAAAAAAUCUUCUCCAGUUUGUGGGAGAAAUGUUCCUUCAAUUUUAAGCUCAUGCCCCAGCCAACUAUCUGAGCUAAAGUAUUAAGAAAAUAAACUGUGUUGUACACCAAAAAUAGAAUUAGUUCUAUAGAAUCCCCUUGGAGGACUUGCUGAUGUUGCUUCAAGCUCAAAGUGCAGUAGAUGAGGGGUUACCUUUCCUGGUCUCGUGCAUGCAUUUGGGAUGCAGGGUAAUUUUGAAGGCACAGAAGAUUUUGUUUCAGACGUGGCAAUGUAGUUGAGGUACAUGUUUAUUUGAAAAAUUCACUCUUGCACAUAUGAUUGGUGGUUACUACAUUUCUCUGUGUUGUAGGAAUAGACAAAAACAGUUGGUGAUAGUGCAAAUUGGGAUGCAUUAGGC
This is a messenger RNA of Arachis ipaensis, 4178 nucleotides long. RefSeq names its product protein TIME FOR COFFEE. Gene Ontology annotation, biological process: regulation of circadian rhythm. The record is from RefSeq and is a predicted model, not a curated record. NCBI's taxonomy places the organism in Eukaryota, Viridiplantae, Streptophyta, Magnoliopsida, Fabales, Fabaceae. Gene Ontology annotation, cellular component: nucleus.